Tauraco erythrolophus (red-crested turaco) is the source of this 2132-nucleotide messenger RNA. NCBI's taxonomy places the organism in Eukaryota, Metazoa, Chordata, Aves, Musophagiformes, Musophagidae. The record is from RefSeq and is a predicted model, not a curated record.
CUGUCCAUUUACAGGAAUCUACUCUGAAGGAGUUGGCACAGGUGGCACCAUCUAUAAAGGAGCAAAGUGUAAGCAGUACACAAAUGGAUGAAGUAACUCCUGAUGCGACUACUGGGACUACUGCCAGAUCAGGAUUAAGAGUAGCUGAGUCUGCAGGACAAGGUGAAGAGGAGAAAUCCAAGCUAGAGAAAGAAAGUGAACAUGAAGAUGAAUCCAGCAGUCUAUCUGACAAAGAGACAGGUUCUGGAGAACAUUAUCACUUGCAUCUUUCCAGCUGCCGUGAAUGCCUGCAACUUGAAAACAGUACUAUUGAAUCAGUCAGAUUUGCCUCUGCAGAAAACAUUCCAGAACUUUCUGAUGAUUGCAAUAGCAAACUGGAAGAGAUGAAUGAUGACUGUCUGGCAAGAGGAAUAAAGAGAGUAAACCUUGCUGGAAAGCCCCCUAAUGUAUUGAUUUAUCUUGGCUCUGAAACUGCAAAAGUGGAAUUUGAGCAGGUAAAAUCAAUCCUUCAGGAAUGCAUCGAUACAGACAGCUACACCAUUUACCAGCUGCAUGAGGAACAAGUUCUGAAAGCUCCAUGGAUUGAUAAUUCACUGCUACUGAUCAUUGCCACAGAGGAGCCUAUUUCAGAGGAGAACCACAAACAAUUUAUGAAGUUUUUAUCUAAAGGUGGAAAGAUUUUAGGGUUUUCUUCAUCUUUUACAUUUGAUGGCAUACAAAUAAAGAGAAAAAACAAACUGAAGAGGACUGUUCAUGAAUUAGUGGUCUCUAAAAUGGACAACACUGAAAUUAAGUUAAAUCUUUUGGUCAGUGGCUGUAUUUUUGAGGAAGUGAUGAAGGAAGAUACCAGCAAAGUGAAGACAUUGAGUCGAUUAAAUAAUGCUGAUAAAGAUAUAGUUAUUGUUCAUCUGACUUACGGAGACAGUGGAGGAGAAGCCAUUCUUUCUCAGGCACACUUGGAAUUGGAUAUUAAUUCUAUGGAUGUCCAAACUGAAGAGGAUUUUAAUUUGCUGAAGAUAAGCAAUACCAAGAGAUACGAAGUUCUCAAGGAGAUCCUGAUAUCACUUGGCCUGAGUUGUGAAUUGAGUGAAAUUCCUAUGUUAACACCUGUUUACCUUCUCUCUUCUGAUGAGGAAAUCCAUCUUGCUUUUCUGAAAUGGCUUGAGGGAAAUGUAGAUACUGAAGGAUUAAGAGCAUCCAGCAAGGUGUCUCUUAAAUUUGUUUCGUCCUGUGAAUCAAAAAUGGAGGUAACUCCAUCUCUCAUGCCAGUCAUCACUGAGAUGGGAAGCUUCUCAUCAGAACAUUUCAGCCUGAAGACAUAUCAACAGAAUCUUCAAACAAAGAAGCUUGGAAAGAUUCUUCUCUUUACUGAAGUUACCACAACAACGAUGGAUCUUCUGGAUGGGUUAAUGUUCGAGCUGCCUGAGGAGAUGGGUUUAAUAGCAAUUGCUGUUCGACAAACACAGGGGAAAGGUCGUGGUGGAAAUGUUUGGCUCAGUCCUGUGGGCUGUGCACUAUCCACUUUACAUAUCGCCGUUCCUCUGCAUUCCAACCUGGGCCAGAGAAUUCCUUUUAUUCAGCACCUGGUGUCCUUGGCAGUGGUAGAGUCAGUUAGAUCAAUACCAGGAUAUGAGGAUAUUGAUCUGCGAGUAAAAUGGCCAAAUGAUAUUUACUACAGUGAUCUUAUGAAGCUUGGUGGAGUUCUGGUAACCUCUACACUUCUUGAAAAAACAUUUCAUAUACUUAUUGGCUUUGGAUUUAAUGUGAGUAACAGCAACCCCACCAUAUGCAUCAAUGAUCUCAUUGCAAAAUUUAAUAAGGAAGAGGGGACAAAGCUGAAGCCUUUAACUGCAGACUGUCUUAUUGCAAGAACUGUGACUGUGCUAGAGAGGCUUAUAGAUAUUUUUCAGGAGAAAGGGCCCAAUGGAGUUCUGCCCCGUUACUACAAGUACUGGAUACACAGCGGUAAGCAAGUCCGUCUCCACAAUGAGGAGGGCCCGAUUGCAUGGAUAGUCGGGAUAGAUGAUUACGGAUUCCUUCAAGUUCAUGAGGAAGGGAAGGGUGUAGAGUCUGUGCACCCAGACGGCAACUCGUUUGACAUGCUGAGAAACCUCAUAGUCCCAAAGCACUAA